This is a messenger RNA of Nicotiana tabacum (common tobacco), 2404 nucleotides long. Lineage: Eukaryota; Viridiplantae; Streptophyta; Magnoliopsida; Solanales; Solanaceae. The record is from RefSeq and is a predicted model, not a curated record.
AUCAAAUCUUUCUCAUUCAACAACUGUUCUCAGACUAUAUAAUUUUUUUUUCACUAAAUUGUAUAAAAAGAGUGAAGAAGUUGUUAAUUAGAGUUUGUAUAAUAGAGUUGAAGCCAUGGGUGGCGGCUACUGGAGGCGGAGCAGUUCUCUGGCGGUGCUAGCUAUCGUUUUAUUCGGUUGUCUUUCUGCACUUUCGAUUGCCAAAGAGGAGGCAACCAAACUAAGAACAGUUAUUGGAAUAGACCUUGGGACUACCUAUUCCUGUGUUGGAGUUUAUAAGAAUGGUCAUGUUGAGAUUAUAGCAAAUGACCAGGGAAACCGUAUUACGCCAUCAUGGGUUGGAUUCACCGAUGGUGAGAGGUUGAUUGGUGAGGCUGCAAAGAACCAGGCGGCUGUCAACCCCGAAAGAACCAUCUUUGACGUUAAGAGGCUCAUUGGAAGAAAGUUUGAGGACAAGGAAGUUCAGAGGGAUAUGAAGCUUGUCCCAUACAAGAUCGUGAACAAGGAUGGGAAGCCUUACAUUCAAGUCAAAAUCAAGGACGGAGAAGUUAAGGUAUUUAGUCCUGAGGAAAUCAGUGCGAUGAUUCUGAUAAAGAUGAAGGAGACAGCUGAAGCUUUCCUUGGAAAGAAAAUUAAGGAUGCUGUAGUAACUGUUCCUGCUUAUUUCAAUGACGCACAAAGGCAGGCUACUAAGGAUGCAGGUGUUAUUGCUGGCUUAAAUGUUGCAAGAAUUAUUAAUGAACCAACAGCAGCAGCCAUUGCUUAUGGAUUGGACAAGAAAGGUGGUGAGAAGAACAUUCUCGUCUUUGACCUUGGUGGUGGGACAUUUGAUGUCAGUGUCCUGACUAUUGAUAAUGGUGUGUUUGAGGUUCUGUCAACAAAUGGAGACACCCAUCUUGGAGGUGAGGACUUUGAUCAAAGAAUUAUGGAAUACUUUAUCAAAUUGAUUAAAAAGAAGCAUGGGAAGGACAUCAGCAAGGACAACCGAGCUCUUGGUAAGCUAAGAAGAGAAGCUGAGCGUGCCAAAAGGGCACUGAGUAGCCAACACCAGGUCCGAGUUGAGAUUGAAUCUCUUUUCGAUGGUACUGACUUCUCUGAACCACUAACCCGUGCUCGCUUUGAGGAGUUGAACAAUGAUCUGUUCAGAAAGACAAUGGGACCUGUGAAGAAGGCAAUGGAGGAUGCUGGGCUGGAGAAGAACCAAAUUGAUGAGAUAGUUCUUGUUGGUGGAAGCACUAGAAUUCCAAAAGUGCAACAACUCCUGAAGGACUAUUUUGAAGGGAAGGAGCCUAACAAGGGUGUGAAUCCUGAUGAGGCAGUUGCUUAUGGUGCUGCUGUCCAAGGUGGUAUCUUAAGUGGAGAGGGCGGUGACGAAACUAAAGAUAUCCUUCUCCUGGAUGUUGCUCCUCUUACCCUUGGUAUUGAAACUGUUGGUGGCGUGAUGACCAAAUUGAUUCCUAGGAACACUGUCAUCCCAACCAAGAAGUCUCAAGUCUUCACUACUUACCAAGACCAGCAGACCACCGUCACCAUUUCGGUCUAUGAAGGCGAAAGGAGUCUUACCAAGGACUGCAGGCUCCUCGGAAAUUUUGAUCUGACUGGAAUUCCUCCAGCUCCAAGGGGAACACCUCAGAUUGAGGUUACCUUUGAAGUUGAUGCAAACGGUAUUUUGAAUGUCAAAGCAGAAGACAAGGGUACUGGUAAAUCAGAGAAGAUUACCAUUACAAAUGACAAGGGCCGCUUAAGCCAAGAAGAGAUUGAAAGAAUGGUUCGUGAGGCAGAAGAGUUUGCCGAAGAAGACAAGAAGGUGAAGGAGAGGAUUGACGCCCGUAACGGUCUUGAAACCUAUGUGUACAACAUGAAAAACCAGAUUAACGACAAGGACAAGCUUGCUGACAAGCUCGAGUCCGAUGAGAAGGAGAAAAUUGAGACAGCCGUAAAGGAAGCCCUCGAGUGGCUGGAUGACAACCAGAGCGCUGAGAAAGAGGACUAUGAGGAGAAGCUGAAAGAGGUCGAGGCAGUAUGCAACCCAAUCAUCACAGCUGUUUAUCAAAGAUCAGGCGGAGCCUCAGGUGGUUCAUCAUCAUCAGAAGAAGAUGGACAUGAUGAACUGUAGGUUUAACUUAACACUGCCAUUGACACCACUGAAAAGAGGCAAAACAUGAGGAUACAGGAUAGACCAAGACGAGUUUAGUGUAAGUUGCAAGUUUUGUCAUUGUUUAAGUACGAGGGAAGAGGUAUCCCUUCGCUUGGUCUUUUGAGGUGAAAAUACUUAUGAAAGGAUGUUUCCUCUUUUAAACUUGUAUUCUGCUUCGAUCUGUUUUAGAACUUCUGAGAUUAGUUUAUUUUAACGGAAUCAAAUUCAGAAUGAAGUUUAACAUGACAUGUUUCCAUUUUGCUAUUA